Molecule: messenger RNA, 1496 nt
Organism: Lotus japonicus
Lineage: Eukaryota; Viridiplantae; Streptophyta; Magnoliopsida; Fabales; Fabaceae
Exons: 1
Coding region: 218-1195 (325 amino acids)
Source: RefSeq, a predicted model, not a curated record
UCAGGUACUAUUUUUUUUUCUUGAAAUACUUAUUGAAAACUUUGUCGCCAAAAAGACUAUAAAGUCCCUAUUACAUUUUGCGCGGGAAGAGAAAGUUAUGUAACUGUUGGCGCUUCGAUUUAAAGCGAAGAUAAAGAGAGAGAGUGGAAACAUUGAAAAAACAACACACAGUCACAGACUCACUUUUCUCACACACUCAACCUCGCCGCUCGCUGCCAUGGAAUCGCCGCCAUACGACACCGGCCUUCCGGUUGCCUCCACCGCUAUCGUAAUGGUGACGCCGCCGGAUACCCAGGAUGACACUCAAGACGGCGCUCAAGACGUUUUCCACACUCCGCGUGAGGACUCCUCGCUCACCUCGUCAGACAACCAGCAACCGACGGUGACCGUCGACUUUGGCGUCGUCCACUGCUCGGUCAGCAAGGUCUUCGAUUCUGGAACCCAGGGGUUCGUUGAUUUAGGUGGGUUUCCAGAUGAGUCAGAGUUCAUGGAUUUGGGAAAAGACUCUGGAUUAGGGUUUCCCGAAGCCGCCGACGAGAUCUCACCUGGAUCCGGAGGAGAUGGUAUGGGCGAGAUUCCUGGAAUUCAGGCUGAUCAAUUUGGGGUUUCUGAUGCAGAUGCAGAAAAUCAGGUUUCUGAUGAUGCUGAUGCAAAAAAUCAGGUUUCUGGUGAUGCUGAUGCUGAAAAUCCCAGCAAUCUAGAUGGUGAGCAAAUGCCUGAGGAUGAGAUUUGCAUAGAGGUUUCAUACGACGAAGAUUUGGGCUCUGGGAAGAAAUCUGAAACCCUAGCAGCUGCUGAUUUGGGAACUAAAGCAUGUGAUGACAUUGACAGGGAUGGAUACUUGACUGAGAGUGAAACCUUAAUUUAUGAGGUCACUGAAGAUUCUGGAAAGCGAGGCGGGAGCGAUAAGGCCACUGAAGAUUCUGGAGAGCGAGGCGGGAGCGAUAAAGAAUUGGUGCAGAAGCGUGCUGCAGAAGAUGAAUUGAAAUCUGGUCCGGAGAAAAGGAAGUUUUCUGGUUAUGAUGUGUUGAAAGUCAUGGCGGAGAACAAUGCUCAUAGAAGUAAAGAUGAGCCUACUCUGUCUCUGUUGGAAACGGCGAGGCUUAUAGGUAUAACAUUUCCUCGGCCGAGGUGGUGGCCGAAGAAUGAUGAUAGGUUUGCUAGUGGGUUGUUUCUUUUUGAGGAAACUUCUUAAGGUUUGAUGCUUUGUUUUGUUCUGAAAGCUCAGACAAGAGGAAAUGAAGCUGUCUCUCAUGGUUAUUUUGUAAUGUAUGAGGAUUCCUAAUUCUCUUAAUAGUUAACAUCGAAUGUUCUAGGUGGCUAGGUGCUAUUGUGGACACUAGUAAGUAGUAACUUGCUGUCAUUUUGUGAAAUUAGAAUAUGUAAAACGAAUAUUGCUGGCUUUGUUUAUGUACAUUGCUUUAGGAUGCUUCAUCUGAAACUGAAGUUAGUGUCGUCUUCUUUUGGUUAAAUAUUUGGUUAGGAAUUUCUCAUAA